UUAUUUCUCCUCCCACUUAACAGUUAAAACUCUCACACGUUUGUGUGAAUCUUCUCACGGCAGAAAAAUUAACUUUUAUAAUUUCUAUUUCAAGAAACUUUGAAAGUAGCCAAAAGCCGUCCUGUGGUCCUCCCCCGGCGACUCAACACUCCACCGGCCAACUGGAACAGUUAGAGUUCUCUAAACGCCUCACAUCGCUGCCCAUAACCAUGGCGACCUAUGAUCUGCCAUGGCAACAUGUUGUUUCUUGUUUCACACCUUCUGAGUUCAGGUGAUCAUCACACUUGGGUCAACCGUCGCUCCAGCUCCAGUCAAUAGUCGUAGAACCUUCAUCCUGCGCCGAUGAGAUUGAGCGACAUGAUGACGGUCGUCGUUGCUGCUCUGGCCUUGUUGCUGGUAAAGUUGCCGCUCGGCCGCUCCUCUUGUGACGGCGAGGGGACGGUUCUGAUCUGCAGGAGCAUCCCAGCAUACUUCCGCGCCGGUCAUCUGACCCUGGUGAUGUACGUGCGUGACGUCGGCGACAUCAACUCCAGCGCGUUCCACAGCGACAGCCUCGCCUCCGUGACCCGGCUGCGGAUGGACGACGCCGGCGUCACGUCCGUCGCCUCGGGCGCCUUCGGAACCCUCCGGAGCCUCGCGAGUGUCAGCCUGCGGGGCAACGCGCUGACGCGGGCGAGCUGGACGUGGUUCGGCCGGCCCGCCGCCCUGCGCGACCUCAGCCUCGCGGAGAACCGGCUGGAGGCCGUGCACGCGUCCACGUUCAGCGGCCUCACCAGCCUGGAGAGGCUCAGUCUGGGGCGGAACCGAAUCCGCACCCUCGGGCCGGACAGCUUUGGCGCACAGGCCAACUUGGCAGAGUUGGACCUGUCCGAGAAUAGGCUCACUCGGCUCUCGCCGCAGGUCCUCGGGGCCCUCGGGGCCACCAGGGUCACACUGGGUCGGAACCCCUGGGACUGCGCCUGCGCAGCAGAAGACUCGGUUUCCUUCCUCAAGGAUCUACAGAGCAGAUCUCUGCUGCUCAGACCGACGGAGGUGACCUGUGACAGUCCUCCUUCCCUGAGGGGUCGACCGGCGUGGGACGUGUCGCCGUGCGCGCCGGCGCCUUCGCCGGGGUCAACGUCACCGCCACAAACUGACCAAUGGAAACCCACCGAUUCUCCCGCCACAGGCCCCGCUACCUCCUCCGCUGCAGCUCGACCAACGUCAGACACGACUCCUGUCCUCACGACGCUCCCUGAACACACCGCAACACGUGUGACUUCACCACCAUCAGACACGCGAACCUCUGGUCCGUCACACGCUGGACUGACCGAAACUUGUGUGACCUCAGUGCCGCCGUCGGACACGAGUACUGUCUGCGCGCUCACCGUUGUGAUAGUGGUCCUGUGCGUGCUGCUGUGCGCGGCGUGUUUCCUGGCGGUGAAGCGCAGGAGGAAACGCACACACGCCAAAGCCGUGGCGCCCGGACGUCCACACGAAGAGAGAAGCCAGUCGGAGGCCAGCCGUGGACCGAGUGCCCUCGGAGCGUCCCGGGGAACGAUCGUCAGAGACCCAGAGACGGUUUGGACGAGGCCUUUCAGUGAAGUCCGAGCUAAGUCGGCCAACGCCGUCCUCUUCAUUUCUCCCUUUUGUGUGUCCGGGAAUCAAGUGACUGUAGAAAACGAGACGGAGGAUCAGUCGGAGGUCACAGAAAAGCAAGCAGACGGAAAGAAGGAAGUGGAAAAUGAAACGGGAGAGAUUCAGGCAAUAAACAUCACAGAUAAAAAUCAGAAGGAGUCAGAUGACGGCAGGAAGAUGGAUGAAAACCCCCACUGUGCUUCCGUCGGCGUCGACACUGUUCCCUAUCUGAGCAUCGGCGCCAACCAGAACAAACCGAACCCCGAUCGUCUCGACGAACAGCCCACUGACGGCGUGGGUCAAAGGUCACACGUGGGGAAAGUCCUGGGGAGGAUCUCCACCUGGCCUCCGACUGCGGUCCAGUGGCAGGCGAGAUGCCAAAUGACGGAGGAAGACGAGGAGGAGAGAGAAACUGGGAAGUCGCCGAGUGAAGUGAACCAGGUGGAGCGUCCCUCUGCGUCUGACCGCGACAAGACGGGAGAUCUAGUAAACCAGGAGCCCCCGAAAAUGAACGAAGCCCUCAUGGAAUCCACACACAGUCGGCCCUCAAACCUGAAUUACCAGGGCGCCUCUCUCAGCCAGGCUCAGGCCUCCGCUGACGCAAAGCAGGAGGACCAGUCCGCAGUGAGACGGACGACUCGUGGAACCCCGGGUCAAGGCCCCGGACGUCCUGCACACGGGGACGCGAGUGAGAGCGGCGGCGGCAAGGCAGAGGAGAGAAAUGGCCGCCGGCCGUCAGCGACGAGCAGACAACGGGGUUCAGCGAAGAGAAGCGCCGGCUCAAAGGCGGCUCCCUCCGGCGGAGCGUCGCCGGACGACGCGACGCUGCUGCGCGGCAACGAGUACGCCUUCAUGGACCUGCUGCACGAGGUGGUGCAGCACCACGGGCGCUGGACGCGACAGAGGUGGAGGCAGAGUCACGUCAACAAGCCGCGGCGUUAGGGGGGCGGGCGGAGUUUGGCUGCACGCGUGGCGUCACGUAAAGUUCAGAGGUUUUAUUCUGGCACUCUUAAAGGAUUUAAAUCAGCUGUGUGGCUGACAUUUGGGAGAUGGUGUCUUUUUUUCAUUUUCGCCGAAUUUCCCAGGGAAUAAUGUUUAAUGAAAAACAGUCCGGCAUAUUUAGGGGGCUGAUAUCUGUCAGUGUGUGCAGCUUGGUAGUUAAGUCCUUGUACUUGAGUAUUAAUAUUGUAUAUUGCCACUUCACUGUAUUUCAGUGAGAGCCGACCACGACAACACCUGAGCUCACGGAACAGUGAGGCCACAACUUCUUUUUACUUUUAAUUUAGAUUUUUUUUAAAAAGAUACAACUCCGAAAUGAAUCAGCGUUACAGACAUCAGUUUCCUGUAUUACCGUCUUAUGCUAAGCUACUGUAACUGGAUGCUGUAUUUGUACAGUAUACAAAUAGUAUACUGUACAAAUAUAGUCAGAAAAACUUCUGAUUCGACUCUGGCCAAGAAAGCCAAUUAGCUAAUUCCCCACAAAAAUGUCAAACUAUUCCUUUAAGGCAGCUGCGAGUAAACGCACCCCCUGCUGUUAAAGUUGCACAUCAACUCGUGUUCAAGAUUAUUCCUCACACUGAAGAUCUGAGACUAAAUAAAAAACAACAACACACACUUUCA
Molecule: messenger RNA, 3237 nt
Organism: Scophthalmus maximus (turbot)
Lineage: Eukaryota; Metazoa; Chordata; Actinopteri; Pleuronectiformes; Scophthalmidae
Exons: 8
Coding region: 343-2559 (738 amino acids)
Cellular component (GO): plasma membrane
Molecular function (GO): protein binding
Source: RefSeq, a predicted model, not a curated record